GUAGCAUGGUUGCGAGUGGACACACAGACAAUUCUAACGAUAGCAAAUCACGUAAUUACGAAGAAUCAUAGGAUCGGAGUAACGCAUACCGAGCGGAAAACGUGGCAUCUGCACAUACGCGACGUGAGCGAAUCCGAUCGAGGUGCCUACAUGUGUCAAAUAAACACCGAUCCCAUGAAGAGUCAGACUGGUUACUUGGAUGUUGUAGUUCCGCCAGAUAUUUUAGACUACAUGACAAGCACGGACAUGAUAGUCAGAGAAGGCAGCAACGUUACAUUGCGCUGCGCUGCUAAGGGAUCUCCGACUCCGAAUAUUACCUGGAGGCGGGAAGAUGGAGACACCAUACUUCUUGGGAAUGGCGAGGACGGUAAGAGACAUGUAAUUAAAAAUAAAACUGCGACGUCGUAUGAUGUUUUCCUGCGAUUAAAAAGAAAAAGAGAAGAAGAAAAAAAAUCUCACCGUGUCGUUGGAGGAAGGAGAAGAGAAAAAAGUGUGCGAAACAAGUUCCUUGGAAUUAUUUUUCCAACAGGAAAUGAUUUAUCA
Heterotrigona itama is the source of this 543-nucleotide messenger RNA. The record is from the annotation of a GenBank genome assembly. NCBI's taxonomy places the organism in Eukaryota, Metazoa, Arthropoda, Insecta, Hymenoptera, Apidae.